AAAAAAAACGCGACGAGGAUUAUUGAGCAAUCAAUAAUUAUUAUUUCCAAGUUAUAACUGACUUAGCAAAGUCAUGUUAUUUAUUAAUCGAGAAACAGAAGCAGUUAUAUUUUAUUAGUGCUACUAGAAGUCGAGAAAUUAUUCCGACUGCAACGCAAAUUCAAUCUACGGAUUUAAUCUAGAUUCAUAUUACUGUAUUAGCAUCACCAAGGCAUGAGGAUAUAAUUCAUUUAUUCAUCAAUCUCAUUCUCAUACUUUACAAACUCUUAUAACCAAUUACAGUUUCACCUAUCAAUGCUAUGAAGUAGAUACAUGAAUAUGCUAGACAUAUAUGUAAGCAUACAAUCAUCAUUAUUUUUUUCCACUCCCUAAUGUCUCCUACACUAUACACGCAUAAUCUCCACUUCUCCACUCCACCAACUAUCUCCACCACCUUUUGCUUUCUUCCACUACAUUUUUUCUCACCACCCUUUCCACUCCACUAAUUCCACUACACCAAACUUUCCACCUACUCCCUUCCCCACCACACGCAAGAAUGCAUCUAACAUUCCAUUAUACAGGCAACAAUCUUUUCAUCAUCUUCAUUCUUCACUAAGGAACCGAAGAGCAGCCACGAGUUCUGCCAUAAGCACACUGCUCCGGAAGUGUUUUGCAAGGCGAUUCCAGCCAUCCAAAAGGUCCGGGCGACAGAAAGUGAAGCCGAAGAAGAAACGACUCCACGCCAGCUUUAAGAACAAUUGAGAAUGCCGCCUAAGAGAGGACGCCCUGUGAGAAACAAUAACAAUCGCAGAAACCGUAACGCUGUACCCGAAGAACCACAAGAUGCUCGAGGACAUAACCCAUCCCCUCCGCCUCCGACUAGGAGAGUCGAAGAACUCUUUUUAAGGCAAAAUCCACCUACGUUUGACGGAACGAGUGAACCGGCUGAAGCUGAGAUUUGGGUGCGUGCAAUGGAACGCAUUUUCAACUUUCUACGUUGUACUGAUGAGGAGCGCCUAUCUUGCGUCUCUUUCCAACUAACAGGAUCAGCUGACUUCUGGUGGGAAGCACGUCGAAAAAUUCUGACACCUGAACAAUGGGCAAGUUAUACUUGGGAAGAUUUUAAGACGGGAUUAUAUGAUAAAUAUAUUCCGAAAAGCUAUAGGAAGAAGAAAGAAGCUGAGUUCUACGAGUUGAAGCAAAGAAAUAAAUCUGUGGUUGAAUACGACAAGGAAUUCUGCAACCUGUCUAGGUUUGCUCCGCAACAAGUGGACACAGAUGAGAAGAUGGCAGAGAAAUUUUGUGCCGGUCUACGGUACGAAAUUAAGAUGGCUCUAGCAAGCCACGGAGAACUCUCAUACACGGAGUCUCUGAACAGGGCACUUGACGUUGAAGCUGCAAUGCCGUCGGACAAGUCAGCCCCAUUGUUGAUCUCAACGCCAAAUGAUCCACCAGUAGCCUCACAUACUCUCAAAGGGAAGCGCAAGUGGGACAACAACGAAGACAAUAUCAAUCAGACUAGUAAGAAAGUGUGGCAAGAAUAUGAACGGGCCGAACAGUUUAUUCAACCAAGGCACGAGGCACAGACUAACCUCGAGCAAACUGGGGGUAACCAAGGUCAGAAAGGAGUUUUACCUUGCCCAAAUUGUGGUAAGAUGCAUAGGGGUAUUUGUCGGGCUGGAACUAACGGUUGUUACAAUUGUGGCCAAAAAGGUCACUACUCCACGCAAUGCCCCAAUAGACAACGAGGUUCAGCAGUUGGGAACACCCGCACCCCCUUGCCAGCAAUACGUGGACACUUGCGAAAUCAGCCUCAAUCACAUCAGUGAAAAUCUUAUGGAGACACCGCAGACAAGAAAAGCUACGUGGGAGCUUGAAAACAAGAUGAAGGAAAAAUACCCCGAAUUGUUUUAGCAGAGAUAUGCAAAUUUCGGGACGAAAUUUUUGUUAAGAGGGGUAGUAUGUAGUAGCCCGCUCUUUUAUUUAUGAUAAAAACUAGUAAAUGCAAUUUUUUUAUAAAUGAAUCCAGUUUAUGGUUCUGAUUUUUUUUAUCAGAGGCAGAGUUAUUAUUUUAGCGUUAUAUUUUUAUAACGUAUGAAAAAAAAAAAAAAACGCGACGAGGAUUAUUGAGCAAUCAAUAAUUAUUAUUUCCAAGUUAUAACUGACUUAGCAAAGUCAUGUUAUUUAUUAAUCGAGAAACAGAAGCAGUUAUAUUUUAUUAGUGCUACUAGAAGUCGAGAAAUUAUUCCGACUGCAACGCAAAUUCAAUCUACGGAUUUAAUCUAGAUUCAUAUUACUGUAUUAGCAUCACCAAGGCAUGAGGAUAUAAUUCAUUUAUUCAUCAAUCUCAUUCUCAUACUUUACAAACUCUUAUAACCAAUUACAGUUUCACCUAUCAAUGCUAUGAAGUAGAUACAUGAAUAUGCUAGACAUAUAUGUAAGCAUACAAUCAUCAUUAUUUUUUUCCACUCCCUAAUGUCUCCUACACUAUACACGCAUAAUCUCCACUUCUCCACUCCACCAACUAUCUCCACCACCUUUUGCUUUCUUCCACUACAUUUUUUCUCACCACCCUUUCCACUCCACUAAUUCCACUACACCAAACUUUCCACCUACUCCCUUCCCCACCACACGCAAGAAUGCAUCUAACAUUCCAUUAUACAGGCAACAAUCUUUUCAUCAUCUUCAUUCUUCACUAAGGAACCGAAGAGCAGCCACGAGUUCUGCCAUAAGCACACUGCUCCGGAAGUGUUUUGCAAGGCGAUUCCAGCCAUCCAAAAGGUUCCCAAAAAUUCCCAAAUUAAUUGUGUAUCAUCUUUCAUAUGUUUUCUAUACUUUGGCAAAAUUUCAGAAGGUCCGGGCGACAGAAAGUGAAGCCGAAGAAGAAACGACUCCACGCCAGCUUUAAGAACAAUUGAGGUUGAGCUGUGAUGGGCGAUGAAGUGUUGCUGAGUGGAGUUUUUGUCGAACUUAAAGUAGGCUCAGAAAGGAUACAUGUCUUCAUACAUGUAUCUCAGUUAUGCAUUCCGCUGUAAACACUGAUUAUUUCAGUUACGCCUUCCGUUGCAAACUCUGAUAAUGUUUUAGCCAAGCCCCUAACGAUGCCUUUUUCCUUUUAAGGAAUAUAACGCGAAUACCAGUUCUUUGA
Messenger RNA from Salvia miltiorrhiza (redroot sage), 3127 nucleotides. RefSeq lists its product as uncharacterized. Bases 744 to 1808 code for a protein of 354 amino acids. The transcript has 5 exons. The record is from RefSeq and is a predicted model, not a curated record. Gene Ontology annotation, molecular function: zinc ion binding; nucleic acid binding. NCBI's taxonomy places the organism in Eukaryota, Viridiplantae, Streptophyta, Magnoliopsida, Lamiales, Lamiaceae.